This is a messenger RNA of Hevea brasiliensis (rubber tree), 1017 nucleotides long. RefSeq names its product aquaporin TIP1-3. Gene Ontology annotation, biological process: water transport; transmembrane transport. Gene Ontology annotation, molecular function: water channel activity. NCBI's taxonomy places the organism in Eukaryota, Viridiplantae, Streptophyta, Magnoliopsida, Malpighiales, Euphorbiaceae. Bases 59 to 817 code for a protein of 252 amino acids. The transcript has 3 exons. The record is from RefSeq and is a predicted model, not a curated record. Gene Ontology annotation, cellular component: membrane.
AGGAGCCAAACUCUCACUCCAGACAUAGCUAACAGAGCUUCUUCUAAAAUACAAGAAAAUGCCGGUCGCCAGAAUUGCAGUUGGGAAUCCAGGAGAAGCCAGCCAGCCAGACGCUAUCAGGGCGGCUCUGGCGGAGUUCUUCUCUAUGAUUAUUUUCGUAUUCGCCGGUGAAGGAUCCGGCAUGGCUUUCAGUAAGUUAACGAACAAUGGGUCGACAACGCCGGCAGGUUUAAUAGCUGCAUCCCUGGCUCAUGCAUUUGCACUUUUUGUGGCGGUUUCGGUUGGUGCUAACAUCUCUGGGGGCCAUGUAAAUCCUGCUGUCACUUUUGGUGCAUUUAUUGGAGGAAACAUCACUCUUUUGAGAGGGAUUUUGUACUGGAUUGCUCAGUUGCUUGGAUCUGUUGUUGCUUGCUUGCUCCUUAAAUUCGCCACUGGUGGAUUGGAAACAUCAGCAUUUGCGUUAUCAUCUGGGGUGUCUUCAUGGAACGCGGUUGUGUUUGAGAUAGUGAUGACCUUCGGCCUAGUCUACACUGUGUAUGCCACUGCAGUGGAUCCCAAGAAAGGGAACGUGGGAACUGUUGCCCCUAUUGCAAUUGGUUUCAUUGUUGGUGCCAACAUUUUGGCUGGUGGUGCUUUUGAUGGUGCAUCCAUGAACCCAGCAGUUUCCUUUGGCCCUGCUGUUGUAAGCUGGACAUGGACUAGUCACUGGGUCUAUUGGGUGGGUCCACUGAUUGGUGCUGCCAUUGCAGCCAUUGUCUAUGAUAACAUCUUCAUUGGAAAAAAUGCACAUGAGCCACUUUCCACAAAUGAUUUUUAAGAUUUUGAAAUUAAAUGCCUCCCCUUUUUCCUUUAGAUCACUGAGGAGCAAUAAAAAGUUUGGAUUUUUCUUGUAGCUUGGUUGUAUUAGCCUAUUAGGUAUUUACUGUUGUUGUUCCUGCUUAUUUUAUAGCAGUGGAUAUUAGACUUUCUUUAGUUGUCUUUUACACGUCGAAUCAAUGAAGCUGUUCUGUUUAUGAA